Messenger RNA from Owenia fusiformis, 4091 nucleotides. NCBI's taxonomy places the organism in Eukaryota, Metazoa, Annelida, Polychaeta, Sabellida, Oweniidae. The record is from the annotation of a GenBank genome assembly.
AAUGUUUCAAGAUGGCUACUGACCUGAUUGGAGGCUCCGUUCCGCCUCUGUAUAGAGAGGUUUACGAAAUAGUGAGUCCCAAUCAAGAAAAUGUUGAUCACGAAACAUUUGUAAAAAUAUUGAAGAAGUCUGGCCUCCCACAAGCUACUCUAGCUCAGAUAUGGGAUGCAGUUGGUAGUAAACAAGGGGGCUUGACCAGAACUGGUCUAUACAAAGCUCUGGCACUCACAGCUCUUGCACAACAAGGCAAACCUGUCAAUGACAAGAUUUUGGAAACCUUCUCAGACCAAGAAUUGCCCAAGCCAUCACUUGGUGAAAUAUCAGACUUAAAAAGUCUCAGCAUACAAGUAAGACGAGAAAAAAUGCCAGACUUACUUGGUUACUCAUUUACAGAACUACAAAAUUUGGACAAUAUAAAAGUAGAACUUGUUCCAGAGAAAAAAGGAUUAAUAUUAAAACACAUUGAAUAUGAAGUUACAAGUUCAAAAUUCCGCUCCACAGUUUUACGUAGAUACAGCGACUUUGUAGCCUAUCAAGAACUGCUUCUUUUACGAUUUCCUUAUAGACUGAUACCAAAAUUACCACCAAAAAAAGUUGGCCCUGAUCGGGAGUUCAUUGAAGCAAGAAAAAAGUCCUUACGAAGAUUUCUUAGUUUGAUAGCCAGGCAUCCAGUUAUAUCAGAGGACAAAUUGCACAGAUUUUUCCUCACAUUUACAGGCUCAGAUUUCCAACAUAAGCUACGGGAAACAUUUAAAGGCCAACCUGAUGAAUUCAUGACAACAAAUCUCACAACUAAACCCAAGGAUAUGCAGCACAAAUUGAGAGAUUCAUUUAGAGGGUACCCUGAUGAAUUUGUCACCACAGAUCAUGGCCGCAGUGCCAAGGACAUGGUGCCAGUUGACACCCAGUUACAAUUUGGCAACAGCAAACAACACUUACGUAUUCUCUUUGAUAGCAUCACCAAGUUAAAGGAAGUUGCAGAGAGAAUGGUGCUCUAUACACAGGGAUUUGCCUCAGAUAUGCUCAAGUUUGGCAAAGAAUUAAGUAUUCUUGCUGCAGAUCAAACCCCGAUAUCAAUGUGGGCCACUGGUAACAAUACCACAUGGUACCACCUAAAGAAAGGUUUCAAAGUACUCUCCAUAGAAUAUGCAACAUUGAGUGACAAAAGCUCUACCCAGUCAAAGAGGGAAGAUGACGCUGUUGUAGAGAGGUUAAACCUAUUUCUGGAUAUGCUGUCAUCAUACAGGGAAUUGUGUGAUAGGCAUGAAAAAGGAGUUUUAAAUGACCAUCAGCGAGCUAUAGCAAAAAUGGGUCAAUAUAAAAAGAAAAAGAUGUCUGCUACAAUACAGGGUGCUCAGGAGUCACAUACCGUUGAACAGUUGGAGGGACGUAUAUUAGAGCAAGAAAGUCAAAUAAUGAAUAUGGAGAACCGGAACUAUUUUUCCCUGCAUUGUCUUCAAAUGGAGACCCAGUUAAUCCAUGCCAACCUGGACUUAUUGUUUACUGCCAUAGAAAGCAUGGUGUUUGAGGAGGCCAAAGGACACCUAGAGUUAAGCCAAACUUGGGAACAAAUUAAACCUAUAGUGUGCCAGCUUUUGCCUGCUGAUGCUAGGAACAGCAAUAAUAAUACUUCGCCCAGAAUGUCACCUCUCGCCUCUCCCACAUUGGAGAAACCUGGAAUAACAAUAUAACACAACACAGUUGCCACUACCAGAUAGAUUAGGCCAUGCAAUGAUAGUGGCUAUGUAACAUUACCAGCUGGGUUACCAUGCAACAUAGUGGCCACGUGACAUUAUGAACUGGAUAUCGCCACAUACGUAGUGGUCCUGUGAUAUUACUAGCUAGAUGUUGCUAGUGGCUAUGUGACAUUAUUAACAGGAUGUUGCAACAUAAUCUAGUGACCAUAACCUGUUGGAUGUUGCCAUGGAACAUAGCGGCCAUGCUGCAAUAUCAGCUGGAUGUUGCCAAUUAUAACAUAGUGGCUAUGUGACAUUAUGUUGGAUGUUGCCAUGAUACAACAUGAUAGCCAUGUGUCACUAUCAGCUAGAUUUGGCCAUAUAUUACUCACUAGUCAUGCAGCUAUGCUGAUUUCAUGCCACAUCAGAAUAGAAAAAUAUUAUUCUGCGAAGUUCAUGAUGACCACCACUUGACUGUCAAAGAAAAUUUCCUUUUUAAAGCAUAACUUGAGAAUAAUAACUUAGAUCUGCAUUAAAUAAGUUCACUAACACUAUUAACUGACUAAGUUCAUUGAAAAAAAAUAUUGAUAUGGAAAAAGUUCACUUUAUGGCUGUUGGCUUGACUGAAAUCACCAUGUGAGCCCAGAACCAUGUAAGCCCAGCACCAAUUGUACUAUUGCCAAUGUUACUAGGAGGCAUUUUAGGUCCAUGUAUUUACUUGUUACAGUUCUAGAUCACUGAUAGUGAAAUGGAAAAUUGAAAUUAUAUAUUGGAAUCGAGAUGGCUCCUAUGAGAAUUCACACUGGCAUAAAAUAAACCUAUGAACAAUGACACAAAAUAAGUCUCACUUUCAAAACACUAUACCAUAAGCCUGACUCUCAGGGCACUGGCAUGAAAUAAAUGAGCCUGAUAGCACUGGCAUCAAAUGUGUGUGGCCAUCCGAGCAUCUUGAAUGAAGCAAUCAUUACCAUUGGAACUCUGGUAUAAUGUAGAAGAUACUGGUAUAAUUCAUAUUUUGAACACAGACUGGUGGUGGUGUUGACCAAUAAGAAUAUUGACUUAAUCUGCUGUAUAGACAAUAUAUAUGAGAAGUAAAAUGAUUGUCAUAAAUACACAAAAUGGCUUCACAUAUUCUUUUGAUUGAAUGAGACUACAUCUGCUUGUAUGUAAUGUCUGUAAAUAGUGACGAUUCUUCAAAACAUUGUGCUUAUGUCACCUUGAAAUUCCCAGUCUUCAUAUUUUUGUGACUUUUCUAUGAUGAAUCUUUGCAAACUUAAUUCUGUAUGCCUUGUUUCAUAGGCUAGUUGCUGUAACAUCGUAAUAAUAACUUCUUUAUUCAGUAUUUUAUGAAGGGCCAAGCUUUGUUUCAUACAUAAUAAUAUCAGGUUUGGUGUAUAACUAACAAACAAAAAACAGUGCAAUAAAGUUGUAUGAAUGAAAAACUUGUAAAAUAUAGAAUGCUUUGUCAUUAUAUGUGGCCACUUGUCAGAUGCUGUAACAGUAUUACAGACCUGCCAAACAUUGGGUUGGUGAAGUUCAUGAGAACUCAAAACAUGCCUGGUGAUCAGGUAAACUAACUUCAUAUGCUUCUUAAUGUCUAUAAUAUCCUUCAACUGGACAUCACUGCACAACCUCUUCUAUAUGUGCCAUGUAUGGAGGUUAAGAAAAUUCUCACAAACUUCACCAACUGUAUGCUCUGUAAUGCUGUUACAUAAAAUUGUUUUGGUAAAUAGAUCCAAACAUGUGAAUAUGUAAAUAUAGUGGAUCUGGCAACAGUCAUGUCCAGAGUAAAUAUAAACUAUAGAGAUCAGGACUCAGAAAAAAUGAUUGAUACUAUUUGGUGAAAUGUUUGAGAUUAUUUGUCUGUAUAAUUGUAAAUAAAAAUAAAGUAUUGUACAGUUCAUAUUUAAUUUUAUAUAAAUAUUUUUUCUUUGUCAUUGCAAUUCUCAGUUCAAAAACUAAAGGUUAGUGAGCAAUUGUAGUUAAUUAUAAAAUACAUUAGUGUGCUGAAAUAUAUAUUUAUUCUGGACUAUAAGGAUGAUGUUUGUAAAUCUUUGAAUCUACAGCUGAGAGAAUAUGGUAAUAUGGUGUUUUAAGGGCUCUCAAGCAAAUUAUUAGAAAAUGCAAGUUCAGCAAUCUGUUAUCAAAAUAAGUAUUUACAAGAUAAGAAAAUAAAUUCAUCAUAGACAAAAUUAUUCUAAAAAGUGGAGAUAAUUAUUCAUGUAUGAAAGCAUUUUUUAGAGAUAUGAUUCAAAUUAUGGAAAAGACUGAAAUCACAAAUUCAGAAUCUUGCAUUUCUGGACAGUUAUCUCAAAUUAUGAUCAAACUUACUCAAAUGUCUCACAUACAGGGUGACUGGAAAAAAGGAGACCACUGAGGUAGGCAAUAUCUCCUAAACUAGACAAGUGACAUCAA